GAGAGAUUAUGAUAGUCAUACAGUUGUUGCUGUAAAGAAGAGGAUUACUUACAAGAGAUAUGAUGCAAUGUUAUGCAAGAUGCUUUGUACUCUUUCUGCUAAGCUGGUUACACUACUGCCAAGGAACCUCAGUAAGUGUAAUUACAGAUGAUGGAAAAGACACACUUUCUGGUUCGUACUGUCCUACUACUGUUAAACUUAUCUGCAAUGUUACAAAUGCUCCUUAUUUGCGAUGGACGUACAAUACCAGCAAAAACAUAAUUAUUGUUCUUCCCUCGGAUAGUGUAGUACACUACGUAUACCAACCAAUCCCAGCAUUUCCAUUUUACCAGUUAACAAACUUUAAUGUAUACAAAAAUCAUAUGAAUUGGACUCUGAUUAAUGCUUCAACGAUUCUCACUGUUGAUCUGUCAGAUCUGAAAAAACAGAAUAUUGAAAUUAUUUCUUGCGAUUCUCUUUUUACGAAUAAGAUAGUGCCAGUGAAUAUCAGCAUUUUGCAGCCAACAUUUCCAUCUGUUAGCCCCCAAGUUUAUUCAGCUGUGAUUGUACGUUAUGAGUCUGGACUUGUAUCUAGUGUAGAUGUAUCAUGGAGAACAUUUCAGCAACCAGAUUGUCCUGAAUAUGAAAAUUCCCAAGAAUACCUCAUCAAUGUCACUGGAUGUGGAUGGACAUGGCUCAACCAAAGUACCUGUCAAGAUACUAUUUGCUCGUCCGUUUUCAGUAAUUGUACAGAAAAAGUGAGUGAAAUUACCCUACAAGCCAAGAUCGCUGACAUUGAGAGUGAACAAGUAGAGUAUCCCACAUCUGUAGAUUACAAUAAUCACUAUACUUUAGAGUUGCUGUUAAUCAGUCAUCGAGAUGCCAAAUUUAUGUGCAGUGUUUACCCAUGAGAGGAGAUGUUAGUGAGCAUCAAAUGUGUACCAUUCGAUACACUACAGAUCCGGAUUAUGGAAAUCUAUCAAAUCCUAUCACAACUCCUGUCUCACUUUCACUUACUACUCUUGAUACCAUGUACUACUUUGAGUUCUCUGUGUUGAUGAAUGAUACCUUGUUGAUUGUGGAACGAAUAGAGUACAUGAUUACAGAAUCAGGAGAGUUGUUCCAGCUGGGUGUAAGAGAGGGCGCUAUCCUUAUUAUUGUAUCAUCAUUCUUAGGAUGCUUUAUUGUGCACACUACAAUGAUACUGUGCCUGUUAAUAGCUUGGAAUGCUAACGGUGUUCAUACAAUAUCCCGAUUGAAUGUGUUCAUCGUUACUAACAAAUGCAUUCAAAUCUCGAUAACACUGAUCCUCUUCAUGCUGUUUAUUGGAUGUAGCACUCUGUUGACAACCUUUGCGAUUAUUUCAAAUGAUGUGUGUUUCACAAACCAACAAGUUCCCAACAGUUUGCUUGAUGCAAUGUUAGUACUUUCAUGCGUUGGGAUAGGAAUCCUUCUCCUCUAUUGGGUAUUCAUAAUAUACAAAGUAUAUAAACAGCGCACUAAAGGAACCAAAAACAAGCUUGAUAUCAAUUCAAAAACAGUUCAAUAUGACGCUCAAGAGUCAUCUGAGGUGAUAAAUUGUUUUAAGAAUUAUACAUUUGCAUUUGCUAUUCAAAAGCCACCCAAUUCUCAAGAAUGCCAGCAUUUGGAAGAUAUGCAUCCUGAUGGCGUUGAGGAAAUGGUUCCAAUGCAUAAGAAGCUAUCGAACGGCAGCCAGCUAAUGACAACACCUAGUAGGAAAUGUCCACCCUCUACAAUUCCCAAACAAAGAAAGUCAGGUCAGCAUUCCAACACUGUUUUGUACGAUGAGGUUGGUUUAGCGAAAAUCAAAGGCAAUGUCUCGGAUAUGACAGAAGUUGAGUUGAAAGCUAACGAGUCUUACAGACACACAGACAAGAGGUGUUCAACUGCCAGGAGCAAUGUGGCUGCUUGUUCACUAUGUUUGUCUCCAGGCAGCAAAAUCCGUCAUCAGUACAGCGAGAUCAAAGUGACACCAAAGAACGAGCAUCCUGAACUAAAUACAAUUGAGCAAGAGCAGAUUGAGUUGAAGUCUAAUCAGUCAUAUGGUCAGCUAACAAGUGUUGUUGGUCAGAUAGGGGGAUGUGAACCACUGCACGAGUACGACUAUAUAUACGUGGACCCCUAGUAUAACGAGUUCAUCACAAGACAUUCCCUAAAGAACUGCAAUGUAGCAAACUGUAACAUUUGAGUGUAUUGCGUUUCAUCAUUAUUAUAGGUAUUAUAGUUCCGAUCAUGCAUGUUGGUACAAGUUUUAGAAUAAGAAUACGCCACAUAAAAUAACCCCUUAGAAUAGAAUUCUCUAGAUAUACAGUAUACUGUUGUAUUACCUUACCAUUGCAUUAUUUGUUGGUUUCAGACACCUAAAUGCACCAUAUACCCUCACCCCCGUCAUACGUCAAAGUUUUGCGAAAGAAAGGUCAAAUACAUCAUGGACAUGCAACUUCAGGCAAGAGAAAUGUCACACCCCAUCAUU
Messenger RNA from Halichondria panicea, 2473 nucleotides. RefSeq lists its product as uncharacterized. The record is from RefSeq and is a predicted model, not a curated record. The transcript is spliced from 8 exons. Lineage: Eukaryota; Metazoa; Porifera; Demospongiae; Suberitida; Halichondriidae. Bases 887 to 2125 code for a protein of 412 amino acids.